Molecule: messenger RNA, 2030 nt
Organism: Scomber japonicus (chub mackerel)
Lineage: Eukaryota; Metazoa; Chordata; Actinopteri; Scombriformes; Scombridae
Gene: nmd3
Product: NMD3 ribosome export adaptor
Exons: 16
Coding region: 96-1610 (504 amino acids)
Biological process (GO): ribosomal large subunit export from nucleus
Cellular component (GO): cytoplasm; nucleus
Molecular function (GO): ribosomal large subunit binding
Source: RefSeq, a predicted model, not a curated record
CGCUGGUGAAAACGUGGAGGACUUCAUGUUGUGUGUUUCGGGUGUCACCUCUUAAUAACAUCAACAUCCACACAAACUUGUGAAGUUUGACAAGGAUGGAGUACAUACAAGCUCCUGCCACAAGCAGCCAGGGGAAUAUCCUGUGCUGUACUUGUGGCGUUCCGAUUCCUCCCAACCCAGCCAACAUGUGUGUGGCCUGUCUGCGUACUCAGGUCGACAUAUCAGAAGGAAUCCCCAAACAGGUCACAGUGCAUUUCUGCAAGCAGUGUGAACGGUACUUGCAGCCUCCAGCCACCUGGAUGCAGUGUGCUUUGGAGUCAAGGGAGCUGCUCGCCCUUUGCCUGAAAAAACUUAAAGGCUCUAUGACCAAAGUCCGUCUUAUUGACGCUGGCUUCCUGUGGACAGAACCACACUCCAAGAGGAUUAAGAUGAAAUUGACCAUCCAGAAAGAGGUGAUGAAUGGUGCUAUCCUACAGCAGGUGUUCGUGGUCGAGUUUGUCAUCCAGUCCCAGAUGUGUGACGACUGCCACCGUGUGGAGGCCAAGGACUUCUGGAAAGCCGUCGUUCAACUCAGGCAGAAGACUGCUCAUAAAAAGACUUUCUACUACCUAGAACAGCUGAUCCUCAAGCACAAGCUCCAUCAGAAUUCCCUCAACAUCAAAGAAAUCCAUGACGGGAUUGAUUUCUACUAUAGCACCAAGCAGCACGCUCAGAAGAUGGUGGACUUCCUCCAGUGCACUGUGCCCUGCAGGUCAAAGACAUCCCAGCGCCUCAUCUCUCAUGACAUCCACUCAAACACGUUCAACUAUAAGAGCACCUUCUCUAUCGAGAUUGUACCUGUCUGCAAGGACAAUGUUGUGUGCCUCUCACCACGGCUGGCGCAGAGCCUGGGGAACAUGGGUCAAGUGUGCGUCUGCAUCCGUGUCACCAGCACCAUCCACCUCAUCGAUCCCAACACCCUGCAGAUUGCCGAGGUGGAUGGGAACACAUACUGGCGUACCCCCUUCAGCAGUCUCUGUAACCCACGGCAACUGGAGGAGUUCAUCGUUAUGGACAUUGACAUCAUCAGAGACCAGAAACUGGGUGCUGGAGCUGGCAUAAGGUCCAAUAAGCACACCCUGGCUGAGGUGUGGGUUCAGAAAACAUCAGAGAUGGACACCAGUCAGCAGUAUCACUGCCGCACAUUCCUGGGCCACCUGCUUAACAUAGGAGACAUGGUUCUCGGGUUUGACUUUGCCAAUUCCAACGUCAAUGAUGAGUAUCUGAAUAAGAUGAACUCCAACUACAUUCCUGAUGUGGUUCUGAUCAAGAAGAGCUAUGACCGCACGAGGAGGAUGAAGCGCAGGAACUGGAAACUGCAGGAGAUGGCCAGAGACCGAGAAGGCAUGGACACAGAUGAUGAAAGACAAUACCAGGACUUCCUGGAGGACCUGGAGGAGGAUGAGGCACUGAGGAAGAAUGUUAACAUCUACAGAGAUGCAGCAAAGAUUCCAGUGGAGAGCGACACUGAUGAUGAUGGAGCUCCGCGUAUCUCCCUGAUGGAGAUGAUGGAGGAGCUCAGCCUCUCAGAUGCCACAGGAGGAGAGGGUGCCGACAUGAUGACAGAAUAGCCAGUUACCAUUCUGCCUGUGUGACACUGACAGCUGAUCUAUCAGAUGCAGGUCCACUGAUGAUACAAUGAUAGUUACAGAGCCGAGGCAUCUGAUUAUGAACUGACAGCAGAUUGAGGACUGAUUGAACCGUUGACAGAUGAUUUUUCAUACUGAAAAUGUGCAGUAUUUCUGACUGGUGUGACUUAUUGACUCAUUACAGUUAAAACUGCAGUAUAACAGUGUCAUUUAACAAAUCUCCUGAGUACUUAUUUACCUAGUCCACCUCUUCUCAGUGGAUUUUUCCUCUCCACAGUUAACCUACAAAAUUAACAUUUUGAACUGUAAAGGACCCUUCUCUCUAUUGUCAUAUAAGGUUUGGAAGUGAUAUAGAAAUGCUGUGUUUCUGCUUCACAACAUUAAAAUAAAUAUGUCUGCACA